AUGUCGAAGCUCAUCACAGUCUUUGGUGCUACCGGACAGCAGGGUGGCUCUGUCAUUCGCACCAUCUUGCAAGAUGCCAGCCUGUCCAAGGAAUUCAAGAUUCGUGGUAUCACUCGCGAUAUCUCGAAACCCGCAGCUCAAGCCCUCGUCCAACAAGGAGUCGAGAUCAAGAAUGCCGACAUGAACUCCAAGGACUCGUUGACUCAGGCAUUGAAAGGCAGUCACUCGGUUUUCCUUGUCACUACACCCGACUGGGGUAAUGCUGGUUCUGAUGCUGAGCUAGUCCACGGCAAGAACGUCGCCGAUGUAGCAAAGGAGACUGGUGUCCAGCACCUUAUCUUCUCUUCUCUCCUCAAUGUGACCGAGACAUCGGGUGGUAAACUCACACAUGUCCCUCACUUUGAUCACAAGGCCGAGGUCGAGAAGUACAUCCGGUCGACUGGAGUGCCCGCUACAUUCGUGCUCCCCGGGUAUUUCAUGUCCAACUAUUCCGUUUUUGGAAUGCUGCGUAAGGGUGAAGACGACGUCUAUAACCUGGCUUACCCCGUCGGCAAAGAUGCUCCAUUCCCGCUCAUUGACAUUGCCACCGACCUCGGCAAGUAUGUCGCCGCAGCCCUGAAGGGUCGGUCAGAUGUUCUGGGAUCCCAAAUCCUGGCUGCAGCCGACUAUUACUCUCCUUCGCGCAUUCUUGUCGAGUUCGAGGAAGUUACUGGAAAGAAGACCAACUUCGUCCAAGUGGAUUCUGAGACUUACAAGAGCUUCAUGCCCGGCCCUAUGGGAGAGGAGAUGCUGGAGAAUCACCUGUUUAUUGAGAGCCCCGGUUACUACAAUGGAAAGAGCCUGAAGGAGAGCAACGAUCUGCUCAAGAAGCAUGGCUACGAAGCUACCAGCUGGAAACAAUUUUUGGAGAAGAACAAGGAUUCGCUCUGA
Messenger RNA from Penicillium antarcticum, 930 nucleotides. Its product is annotated as NmrA/HSCARG family protein. NCBI's taxonomy places the organism in Eukaryota, Fungi, Ascomycota, Eurotiomycetes, Eurotiales, Aspergillaceae. The record is from RefSeq and is a predicted model, not a curated record. The coding region runs from base 1 to 930 and encodes 309 amino acids. The transcript has 3 exons.